AUGGAAAAAGAUGAGAUGACACAAGAAAUGGAACACUAUCAACGUAUCGUGCGAGCUUUCCUAUACUACAGGAUUCAUUCACUCAAAAGGGUGAAUCAAGCUCGGCGAUGUUUUACUAGCCUAUCCAAAGAAGAUCAACAAUUGGCUCCUAAAUUUACAACCAAAUUAGACUUGAUCAAGAUGGCAAUUGGUGUGAAUUAUGAUUUUAUAAGAACCAUUCUGCAAAGAACUCAAAACUUGUUUUUAAACUCUGAAAUUUAUCAAAUGGAUGAGGUUAUUUCUAGCGUUUAUAUUAAACUGACAUAUCUAAUUUCUACUGUCCCUGAAUUUGACAUGGAAAAAGUCAAAUCAACUAUUAAACAAUUUGUUCGAGAUUGGAGUAAAGAGGGAGAAAAAGAACGAAAUACCUGUUAUCUACCAAUAAUAAACGAAAUUCUCCGUCUUUUUCCUCGAGAUGAUAUACAGCCAAAUGCUAUCAACAUUCUGGUCCCUGGUGCUGGCCUAGGUAGAUUGGCGUUUGAAAUAGUGAAGUUAGGCUACAAUUGUCAAGGCAAUGAAAUUAGCUUGUAUAUGUUAAUAACUUCAAAUUUUAUUUUGAAUAACUGUACUACUACAGAACAAUACGUGAUCUACCCGUGGGUUCAUCAAUACUGUAACAUUGCUGGAUUUGACGACCAGGUUAGAAACAUAAAAAUCCCGGAUAUGGCUCCUUCAGAGAUACCAAAAGAUACGUCCUUUUCCAUGUGUGCUGGAGAUUUUUUGCUGGUUUAUAAUGAUCCAGGUAAAAAAUGGGACUGCGUUGCAACUUGCUUUUUUAUCGAUACCGCUCACAGCAUCAUAGCAUACAUUAAAAAGAUAUACCAGAUAUUAAAACCUGGCGGAUACUGGAUAAACUUGGGACCGUUACUUUAUCAUUUUGCUGAUAUGGCUGGGGAACAAUCGCUUGAACUAAGCUACGAAGAAGUUAAAACUGUAAUAGAAAAUGUAGGAUUUAGCUAUGAGAAGGAAGAAAAGGGCAUAGUAUCGGGAUAUACGCAAGAUCCAAGUUCCCUAAUGACAACUUUGUAUCAUAAUAUCUUUUUUAUCGUUCGCAAGCCAGAAAUUGAUCAACAGCAAUAA
Molecule: messenger RNA, 1119 nt
Organism: Trichoplax adhaerens
Lineage: Eukaryota; Metazoa; Placozoa; Uniplacotomia; Trichoplacea; Trichoplacidae
Exons: 10
Coding region: 1-1119 (372 amino acids)
Molecular function (GO): S-adenosylmethionine-dependent methyltransferase activity
Source: RefSeq, a predicted model, not a curated record